GUUUUAAAGCGGUAGCGCGUGUUGCAGCAUUGGGUCUAGGAAUAAUUUUAUGGUACUCUUAAAUAUUAUACCUAGGCCUAACUGGUAUAAACAGUAAGUCGAUAAUCGUCAACUAAUAAUAUGUUCGAUGGAGGAGAAGAUUGGGAUGCCGAAAUAAAUGGUACCGCACAACCUGUUGUCGCACAGACUUUUAAUGCUAGCUCUAACGAUGGUUGGUGGGAUAGGCCUAGGGCUUCCCGAGAGGCGACGGAGUUAAAGAGCUUCGGACGCGGUCGUAGAAGAGAAAAUUGGAGAGACAAUGGUCAAUCAUCGGGUUCUGUGCGAGGUUUCCGGCAAACUUCAGAGAGAACAGGAGGAAGAAACCAAUAUUUUAAUGAUGGCAGGAGAGGUGUUAAUGUCAAUAACUGCCAGGAGGGAAAGGUAACCAACGAUGAUGGAAGUUGGCAACGUCGAGGUGGAAAUAAUACUAAUAGAGAUACGAGACGAGACCGAGGUGGAUGGAAUGAUGGAAGCGGAAAGGCCAUUGACGUUGACAGCAGUAUGAUUGGGAAAAUAAUCGGAAAGCAAGGCUCAAAAAUUCGGCAAUUGCAGGAUGAUAGUGGUGCACGAAUCCAUGUAUCUCGGGAUAAUGACAAUUACUCAACACGUGUACAGAUUAGUGGGUCAGAAGAAGCAAUAAAGAAAGCAGAGAAAAUGAUUGAUGAGAUUGUUAAUCCAAAGAGUAUCUUUGAACAAACAGAGAAUGAAGAAGAGGAAGAACCUGUGAGAAGGCCUCAAAUAAAUUGGCAGCAGGUGAUACGAGAUUCAGAUAUUGCUUCAGCUGAGAGGUGGAAAAAUCAUGCUCCAAUAGUAAAGGAUGUGUACAAUGAGAACCAACAAGUGGCAAUGAUGACUCAAGAUGAAGUUGACCAAUUCAGACUGGCAAACAAUAACAUUAUUGUAGAAGACCUAUCUGAGGAGGCGAGUAGAUCAAUUCCAAAUCCAAUUAGAAGCUUUGAAGAAGCGUUUGAAGAUUAUGAUGAGAUAAUGCGUGAGCUGCAAAAGCAGAAGUUUACCAAGCCAUCUCCGAUACAGUGCCAGGGUUGGCCUAUAGCCCUGAAAGGUCAUGACCUCAUUGGGAUUGCUCAGACUGGGAGUGGCAAAACAAUUGCAUUCCUUUUGCCGGCACUGAUCCAUAUUGAAGUUCAACCAACGCCGCGCGUUGAUCGUACUGGUCCGUCGGUCUUAGUGUUGUCUCCAACACGUGAACUUGCGAUACAGAUACACACAGAGGUGAUCAAGUAUCACUACAAAGGUAUUAAGAGUGUAUGUAUUUACGGCGGGGGAAACCGUCGUGAACAAAUCAAUACAGUGACACAAGGCGUGGAAAUAGUGAUCGCCACUCCUGGUCGAUUAAAUGACCUGAUUUCCAGUGGUUUCAUUGAUGUAUCUUCGGUCACAUUUUUGGUGUUGGAUGAAGCAGACAGAAUGCUCGAUCUAGGAUUUGAACCCCAGAUCAUGAAGAUCCUUUUAGAUGUCCGUCCAGAUCGACAGACAAUAAUGACUAGUGCCACAUGGCCCGAUGGAGUGCGCCGCCUGGCUAAAAAUUACAUGAAAAAUCCAAUGCAAGUCUAUGUUGGUACACUUGACUUGGCUGCAUGCCAUAGUGUAACACAGCUUAUAGAAGUACUUGAAGAAGAGGAAAAGCGUAGCAGGCUUUUGGACUUCUUCGAGAGUAUGCAGCAAGAUGAAAAAGUUCUUGUUUUUGUUGGUAGGAAAGUAACUGCAGACCACUUAUCGAGUGAUCUCAGCUUACAAGGUAUCGAAGUGCAAUGUAUCCACGGAGGUCGUGAGCAGGAGGAUCGGGAGCAGGCAUUGGACGAUUUCAAAACUGGUUACGUAAAGAUCCUGAUAGCAACUGAUGUUGCCUCACGAGGCAUUGACAUCAAGGAUAUCACAUAUGUGCUCAACUAUGAUUGUCCAAGCCACAUUGAAGAGUAUGUUCACAGAGUAGGAAGAACAGGACGAGCAGGGCGGACUGGAACAGCUUUAACUUUGAUGACAAGACGCGAUUGGAGAUGGGCAGGUGACAUUAUCAAAAUUAUGGAAGAGGCUCACCAGGAAGUUCCUGAUGAGCUUGUAGAUAUGGCAGAAAGGUGGAAGAAACACCAAAAGAAGUUAGAAGCUGAGAAUGAAAUGGCAAAUGGAUUUCGUAGUGGGGGAAGGGGAGGUGGACGCGGGGGUGGACGUGGAAGGGGUAGAGGAGGGGGCCGAAGCUCCUUUGGCGGGCACUUUCAGAAGGGAGGAUGGUAAGAAAAACCUGAAAAUAUGUUGACAGUAUUUCCUGAUUCUGAAGUGAAUGUUAAGGGAACCGUUUCUUUGGUACUAAUUAGUUACAACAUUCAUAGUUUUAACCAAAUUUGUUUUUAUUAGAAAACAACAAUUUUAUUCUGACAUGAGCCCUCUAUAUACUCCACCAAACCAAGUAUAUUCUGUAAAACUUGUCAAAUGGUUCUUGUUCUGAUUACAUUUUAUAAAUUCUACAAAUAUGAAUCACUGAUGAAAAUUGUUCAAAUAAUUUGAUUUCUAGGAAUAUGAUACUUAUAAUAUACGCCUGAACUGUGAUCCAGAUGUGAUGUAAGGAUUGCAAGGUGUUAUAUAUUCCAGACAGCAAGAAGCAUUUUUUGUUUUUAUUUUGUCUUCCAAAAUGUCCACAAACUCAUGCACGAUGGGUGCCACUAUGCCUUAAUUGGGAGUAUUGCUGCAUGUGUGCACUCGUUUUUGGUCAUAUGAUUACAAAAGCUGUUUAGGGGAUCAAUACACUACAUAUUCUACUUUUCAGGAUUGAAUGUUAAAUAACGUAUUGUUCUUAAGGUCUGUUCACACUAUGAGAGUUUGAUAUGACAUGUGUGAUUUGCUUAUAUAUCGGCAUGAUGAUGUCAUAUCACACCCAAAUAUCAGCAAAUCAUGCUGUGUUUUCAUUUAAAACAUGAUACUGUUGUAUAUUUGUAUGUUGAGAGAUUAUUUUAUUGUAAGAUUAAAGUUUAUGAAAGUAUGGACUUAGCUUGAAUGGCUAAUAUGAUGUAAUUUAGAAAGAUUUACUUUAGGACUAGGUCUAAAGUGUAUAGGCAAAACCUAUUAAUGUAAACUGCAUUAGUCCACUUCAAUGGUUUAGCCAGUUGUUUAUUAUGAGUUGGAAGAGCUAUCAAUACUCAGAUAUUAUGCUCAAUUAUUAUAUUUUUUUUAAUAAAUAUAUUUACAUCGUACAACUAAGUACGAUAAAUUAAAGUCAGUAAUAGUAUGUUCAUAGUUUGUAGUUAGUUUUCCUAUUUAAAGUUCUUGAAUUAAAAAAAAUGGAAGUGAAAAGCAUGCGACUUAAAUUCUGUACAGAAUAUAUUGCGCCCUCUAUUUGUCAUACUGUCUUGGUUGUGAGCAAAAUACUGUACCUCAAAGAAUUCAAUAUUUGAAUAUUUGAAUUGCUUAUUCUGUAUAUCUAAUAAAGUUAUUAGCUUUUAAUUGGAAAUUUAGAACAAUAUACAAUUUCUAAAUUAUUGUAUCGUUUAAACUGACAGGCAGACAGUUUCAAAGUGUAUUAAACUUAACGUGUUAUUUAAUUAUCAGGCACCUCAAUGUUUUAACGGUAGAGGAACAAGACAAUAGUGAACAACCAUAGCUUGCGGUUGCUUAGAGUCUUACGUUUGUGGCGUGCUAGUAAAAAGUUGGUAAAUCUCGUCUGCGAAAAACUAAAUACCAUAUAUUUAAUUGGAAGUCGAUAAUUUAAUUCGAAGUUUUAAAUUGAAUGUUAUGAGAGGUUUUCCGAUUAUAACAGAUUAAAUCUUUGGCUACGUUUACCCAAUGAA
This is a messenger RNA of Anneissia japonica, 3839 nucleotides long. RefSeq names its product probable ATP-dependent RNA helicase DDX43. The transcript has 19 exons. Bases 121 to 2292 code for a protein of 723 amino acids. The record is from RefSeq and is a predicted model, not a curated record. Gene Ontology annotation, molecular function: RNA helicase activity; ATP binding; RNA binding. NCBI's taxonomy places the organism in Eukaryota, Metazoa, Echinodermata, Crinoidea, Comatulida, Comatulidae.